AUGGUGGUCCUGCGGGCUGGGCUCUGCCCUGGUCUCACCGAGGAGAUGAUCCAGCUUCUGAGGGCAAACAGCAUCCAGACGGUGGUGGACUUUGUGUCAUCAGACCUGGAGGAUGUUGCCCAGAAAUGUUCCCUGUCUUACAAGGCGCUGGUCGCAGUGAGACGUGUGCUCCUGGCCCAGUUCUCUGCCUUCCCCGCCAACGGAGCAGACCUCUAUGAGGAGCUCAAGAGCUCCACGGCUAUCCUGCCCACCGGGAGCCCGAGCCUGGACCAGCUGCUGGACUCCGGGCUCUACACGGGAGAAGUGACGGAGCUCAUGGGAGCCCCGGGCAGCGGGAAGACGCAGGUGUGCCUGGGCAUUGCGGCCAGUGUGUCUCUUGGCCUCAAGCAGCACGUCCUGUUUCUUGACUCCACGGGGGGGUUCACUGCCUCCCGACUCUACCAGAUGCUUCGAGCCCAGUCAGAGGAAGAGGAAGAGCAGCUGGAGGCUCUGCAGCGGAUCCAGGUGGUCCGUGUGUUUGACAUCUAUGAGAUGCUGAGCGCGCUGCAGGAGCUGCGGGAGCGCCUCUCCCAGCAGGUCCUGAGCUUCACGGGACCUCUCAAGAUCGUGGUGGUCGACUCGGUCUCGGCUCUGAUUUACCCGCUGCUGGGUGGGAAGCAGUCAGAGGGUUUGGCCAUCAUGAUGCAGCUAGCCAGGGAGCUGAAGACACUGGCCAGGGAGUUCAGCCUUGCUGUUGUGGUGACCAACCAGGUGACAAGGGACAGCAGCAGUGGUCCACCAAAGCCAGCCCUUGGCCGCUCCUGGAGUUUCGUGCCCAGCACCCGGGUGCUGCUGGAGAACAAAGAAGUCACCUUGGAGAAAGCCACCACGCAGCGCAUUGCUUCCUUGGCUAAGUCACCCCGGCAGCCAGUUGGGAGACAGGUGGAGCUGGAUAUUGGAAAUG
Molecule: messenger RNA, 943 nt
Organism: Nestor notabilis (Kea)
Lineage: Eukaryota; Metazoa; Chordata; Aves; Psittaciformes; Psittacidae
Gene: RAD51D
Product: RAD51 paralog D
Exons: 10
Biological process (GO): telomere maintenance; DNA strand invasion; reciprocal meiotic recombination
Cellular component (GO): Rad51B-Rad51C-Rad51D-XRCC2 complex; replication fork; centrosome
Molecular function (GO): ATP hydrolysis activity; ATP binding; four-way junction DNA binding
Source: RefSeq, a predicted model, not a curated record